Molecule: messenger RNA, 6223 nt
Organism: Schistosoma margrebowiei
Lineage: Eukaryota; Metazoa; Platyhelminthes; Trematoda; Strigeidida; Schistosomatidae
Source: the annotation of a GenBank genome assembly
AAUUGCAGGCGGCUUUUCGUUCUGAUGACCUUGAUCCCAAACCUGAUAAAAUGUUCAGUAUUGGACGCCUAAUCGAAGGCAUUGUACCGGUUAAAGUUAGUGGCAAGUGGAAGAAAAAGCUUUGCGCGCUUGAGAGACCUGCAACAUUUAUAAACUCACUAAAGUUAUUCGUAUUUAACGACGAUGGAAGUAUAUGUCGAUGUCAAGAUGUUCAUGCCUACAUUCUCGGAGUAGACUCUAAGCAUGACGGAGUAAUUAUGUUCGUAUGUACCUACAAGUUACGUUGUAUAUCAUUUCGACAUUUCGAGGAGAUGACUAAAUGGGAUGACAUAUUGAAAGCUAAUUUGAAAUGUAAGUCAAGCUUUCAAGCUCUCAUAUAUGGUCCGUAAUUUUCUUUCGCUAACGACUGGCGUCUGUGCACAUAACUUCAUAUCAUUGAGUAUAACCUUACUUGCUUUGACAUAGGUACUCAUGCUGAUUGUUUAAUGUUGUCUUUAAAUGUUUAAUUAUAGACAACCUUCCGAAACAUAUGACUAAAAGAGUACUUUGAACAAAUUUGGUCUAGUUGUCUCCGUUUGUAUGCAUAUGUGCUUCCCACUUUUGCUUAACUUAAUACCCCACUUUAUCGAUAAAAGUGUGGAGGGGAUCGCUAGAUUUAUAGUUUCUUCCAACUUUGCUGUUGUAUUCUAGUAAUGAAAAUAUAUAUGCCUUCAAGGUGUCACUAAACUGCUCAAAUGCCUAUUCAGCAAUUUGAUAUCAGAGUCAUUUCCAAUAAAUCAAAUGCAAUUACUAUGUCGGGUGAUACUAUAAUGUUUAGCAAUCAGCCUCUUACAAUGUCCAGUUAUUUAAUAGACUCCGUAAAUAUAUGUACAAAUCGUCCACAACAUGCUAGAACUCAGCCUGUUCGUUGUCAGUCAUUAUUCCACGAGGUUUUUGGUCUGUGAAGCACGAUCUCAGUCAGUAUUUUAGAGUCAACUGGUAACGAACCUAUAACGAAACAUCUGUCAUUCGUAUUAGCCUUGUUAGUUUAUGUAAUGAUUUUUGGUAACAUGAUUCAAUGGCCUGUCACCAACAUUCAGUAUAUGUAAGCAGACUGUCUCAAUACUUAAAUAUUUUUAAUUGGUUGAUUCUGAAUAAUUACUUAGCUUAAUGGAUAUGAGAAUGUAAAACACUAUUUUUGCCUUCGUUAGGAUGAUGAUCACUUGGAACCAAGACUGAAUAGUUUCGGUAUAACGUUUUAUUUUAUGCUUUUAGUUUUCGACAUAAUUUCCAACAUCUUGGUGUCGAGCUGAAUAAUUUACUUUUUCCUAGUAAUGAAGAUGGCUUUCUACUGGAAAAAUCCUUACUGAUUGUCAUUAGUUUAAUUCGGCUUUUAUCAACAAACAUGCAUCCUAUGAGACAACCACUUCGUUUAAAAAUAAUCUAUUCAUUGUGGGUAUCAGUGAAUGAAUUGGUUUAUGACAAUAUCUUACUAGCGGCUUUUAAAAUACAUUUCCUUUAUGUCAGUUUCUUAAGUUGAUUUACUGUUUUUUUUGUGCUCGUUAUAGGUUCAUAUUUUCAUGCCGAUUUGAUUGUUGCUCCUAAAAACAGCAUUUUGUAUAGUUAUGCACGUCAUAGGAGACGUUUUCCACUCAUUCAAGGACCUAAAAACCAGAUUUUCUCAUCUUUAAGAAAAUUAUAUCCUACAUUAUGCAGUAAUUCAAGCGAUGGCUAUCUACAUGUGACACCUGAUCGUAUAUGUUUCACUACGGGUCCGGGUUGUUCCCAUCCUCGUCUCUUAGCAACAUGGACUUUUGAUAAUGAUGAAAUAGUGCAGUGUGGUACUGCCCGUGUUCAGAACGCUGUGAGAGGAAGCUUCACUGACCCUCCAUCACUCUUUUUUCUCACUGCCUUCCCUGAUCACCCUGAAGCUCCUGGAAGUCACCUUUUCCUAUCCAACCGUGCUACUGACUUAUGUGAUAUGAUUGAACAUACUAAUCAAGCCGCAGUUUAUCAAGCAGACUGGAGACGCCUAACUUGUUUAGCUUCACUUAUUGAUCCCCCCGAUUGCUCUAAAGGAUGCGAUUCUGACCAGACUAUUUCUUUAUGUAAUCCUAUCCUUUCUGUUACCAGUCGUGUCUACUCGAAUGCGACUCAAAAUGCUGCGAUUAUUUCUACCAAAAAUCUGGAUAAGUGUAGUAGUGAUGAAGUUCCUAUGAUAGAUUCACCGCCCUCGUCCAACAAACUGACUAACAGGAAUACUGUACCACAGGUAGUAUUGCACUUUACAUCGUCAUAAUUUUGUACCUCAAAACUCUUCUUAACCAUGUUUGGCCACUUAUGUACUUGUUUUGUCAUGUUAGUAGGAAUAGUAUUCUUACGACUAUUUCUGCUAACAACAGCCAAAUUACGGUAACAGUGCUUGGUAUAUUAGCUUAUUGCUUGUCAACAGUGGGGCAUGUUCCCACCUCAAUUAUAGUUUUCUAAAUGCUUUGUCAUUCGGAUCCAGUGCUCUUCAGUUUCGCUUCUUACUUAAAUUCAUGUGGUUUCAUAAAGGUUUAUUGACAGCCACCGUGUUUGCUAACUAGAAUACUCACCUCAAAUAUUCCUGUUCAAGUUUUUAUCAGCAUACAGAGAUUAUUAAAAUAACGUUUUUAGACUGAAUAAUCUUGUGUAGCAGAAGCUUUGACAAAAUUCACAACAUUUUAAACAUCUUGAAGGAAAGGUUGGGUACGUUUACAUGCAUUUCUCACUUCUGUCAUACUAACAACUCCGAAUAAAUUAUUGUUUGCUUGUCGGUGUUUGAUUUGAUAUGAAGCAUUAAGAAUUAACCUUCCGUGUGUUUCGAAUUACGUAGACUGAAUAUAUUUGUUGACCGUAAAAAGUGUUUGUCUGGACAUUUUUAUCAUAUGUUAAGGCUAAUCAAGUUGAUGUUAUAAUUCAGAUGGACGAUUACAUUGAAUAGCUGAAUUAGUCAUUCUCUACACAGUUUGUGUGAUCUUUGUAGGGAAAAUGUUGGACUACCUUCUGCUUUGGUACUGUCUAAUGACAAACACAUAAAUAAACGUACUUACUGAUUUAACUGAAAAUGAGAGUUGAUUAAGCAGUUAAAGUCCUUAUCUAAAGACUCAAACUUCGUAUAGUCCCCUAUCUUUAUCAGUCUUAUUAAACUAUGGGACAACUUUUAAACCAAAGCUCAUGUGUUUUUGUUGGACAAGUAUUCCACCUUGUUUAUUAUAUUGCACUUCAGUCUUCGUUAUAUUUUGAUAGUCGACUAGGUAGCGAUAUAUAUGUUCAUACUAUUCCUUAACCUAAUGCUUUAUAUAUUUUUUGAAUAGAUGAAGAUUAAUUCAGAUGAAAGUUCAAAAAAAGUAAAGGAGGAAAUUCAUGUUGAUUCAGUCAAUGAUAGAAAAAAAUGGGUUUCUAUGCAUCCAAGACGGCGUUUGUCUAGUCAUCCUGUAACAACAUAUCAGUGCACUUCUCUUAAUAGUAUUAAUGUCAAUGUUAACCCCAAAUCUUAUCCAUACUCUGGUCACACACACUGUUUACGGGAAUGUAAUAUUUGUCACUGGAGAGGAUCUGAGCCUUAUUUGGUGACUUUACCUUCACAACCUCUGGACACGCUGAAGUUGAAAGAACUACUCUAUCAACCGUACUGUUCGUUUUGCUUCAAAAAUUUACCUUGUACUUGUAGUGGACUUUUGUCUAUUUCUUCUGAUUCUCAUGAUUCAUGUGAUAAUGGUUUUUCUAAGAAAACGUGUAAUAAUAAAAAUAUCUGCCUGAUUUGUUCAGAAAAGCUUACUAAAGAUAAUAUUUCCAACGAUACUUUUUUAUCAAACAACUGUUCACAACAAGACAACAAUAUUCAUUCAGCUGAUAAAAAUGAACACCAUAAUAACGUUACUGCUGAUUGUCUCAAUACAGAACAAAUGGAACUCAAUUUAAAGUACAGCCCUCGUACACCCUUUUCUGUAUCCGAGCAGAAUGUCUUUAAGCCACUAACGGAUUCUCCUGGUCGCUCUAGUACAGUUUCUCCCUCUCAAGAUGUUCGCCGACGCAAACGACUGCCAAGCAGCUGGUCUACUAUUAGUCGAACACUGAUAAAUAACGGUGACACGUCAGCGAACAUUACUCAAUGUAACAUUCGCCCUAUCCGCAGACAUCAAACUGAAUUGAAUCGGUGUUUGUCCAAUGGAAAUAGCCCACAACACCCUUAUAUUUCAUCUUUGACGACACCAACUAUCAUCCCAGGAAUCCAGUAUGCUAGGACACGACAACAUACUGCCAGUACGUGUGAAAACACAGCACCUUAUCAUAAAGACUCAAGCAAUUCACAUAGUUCCCCUUGUUCUCCAACCACAAAUAAACAGGGUAGUAUCAAAUCUUCACUAGUUUCCUUAUCACCUUCUUUUACACCACUUUGGGCGGACGCACCUACUUAUGCUAAACCGAAAACUGGAAAACACUAUGUUUCCAGAGAGGUGAUUCAGGCUCUCCGUAUCGACCAAAAACAACAAUUUUCGUCUGUUUCAGAUAAUGUGAAAGGCUUUGGUAGCUGUUCUCAGAUGAAUUCGUCAGACAAUGUAUGUCAUAAUGAAAACCAUUCAAGUGAAUCUGGUAGUACGUUAACAUGCUUAACAGAAGCAUUUGAUGGGAAUGCGACCUUUCAGUUUAAACAGCAGUCGUCAAACGAUCCUUCCCAAUUUAAGACAUCAGCUUUUUGUCCUGUAACAACAAAUGUGUCGGAUUCUAAUUUUUUGUUUCAAACUAAAUCUAAUCGUGUUGUGGCGUCUCAAAGUGAUAAGUCAUUAACAAAUUCUGGACCGUAUAUUAAUAUGUUCCCGAAUAACCUUCAUGUUGCGUUAAAACCGUUAUCUGAAAAAAAUUCAUCGAUCUUAACUUCAUCUACUUCAACGCAAUCUAUUCACAAUUAUAACGUUGGGAAUAAACAACAAGACGUUGAUCAAAUAACCAACAAUAAUAGUAAUACCUUCAAGUUACCAGUGGAUACAGAUAUCGUCUUCAAAAAUCCUAAACAUUAUGUGAAUUUAUUAGGUUUACAGAAAAGUGGAUUCACGGUUUUAAAUCACUCAAAUGCAACAGUGUAUUAUAUCAAUUUUUCACCAAAUAAUUCAGAACGUAGAUGUUUUGCAGACCCAACAUCUGUACAAUUAUCAAUUUCUGAUUCCUCUUUGGUGCCACGUGUCCCAGCCUCACUACCUAUUCUUUCAGAUUCUUUUCUGGAUAGACCACCAACUCCACCAAGGCUGACAACAUCUACGAAUAACGUUACUUCCAAUGAUACUUCAUUUAUUCCCAAAACACCACAAUUACAUUAUGCUCAUCUUACACUAUCUGACAAAGUAAAUAGUUCAAUGACAAAUAUGUGUCAUCAUAAAACAUCGGAUGAUAUAAUGAAUGAUGGUAAUAUUUGUAAGAAUAAAACCAGUCUUCACUCAUCUCAAUCUUUACAGUGUGCAUUAUCUUCUGGCCUAAAUUGUUCUGAAACUGAGUUUCUGGAUUGUAGCUGUAACCUAGUUGGCAAUAACUGUCAUGACUGUUCCUCACAAGGAGUAAACUAUGUAACUAUAGAUAUGAAACAGACCAAAGCACUUUCUGAAUUAGAACAAGAAUUGCGCAUCAGUACUGGAUUAGUACGUAAUGCUGGUUGUCAUAUACCAUGGUCAGAAUGUGUCCUUCAUAAUCAGAACUGUGGUAAUGUCAAAACUGGUAACAGAUUCACAGUGCUACGCAGGCAUUUUACAAUUCCAUGCAGCUUCCCCAGUUAUUUCGCCAGAAAAAAAGAUGACACGGUUCAUGCAUUAACAAGCUCUUCAACAAAUUCACAAGGAAAGAAACAAAAUCAUGAAAAUAUCGUUUCCGUGACCAAUCGAGUUCUAAAGCGUUUAAUCCAUUCCUCUCACCUCCCACAUCACCAAAAUUAACAUUGUGGCAAAAUUGCCUAAAGCCAAAUCAGUUGCUUCUAUUUUUUUUGUAUUUAUCCCUAAUAAGUGCAUCGAAUGUUUAAAUCGAAGUGAUAACAUCUUAUCCUUUAUUCAUUUAACGAAUAACACUAAAUAACAUCUGCUUAACACAAAGAUCCAUUUAAUAUAAACAAUAAACUAUUUAACUUGACCAAUGGGUGCACCACUAAUUAAUGUUGCAGAAAUAUGCUAUUUUUGUAUUACAUCAUAUAUAUAUUUCCUUAUCGAUCUUUUUUAGAUUAAAGUUAUUUUUGUUCUCU